AUGUCUGCGCUCACCUACUAUCUGCUUCAAAAUCCGCAAGCCUUGCAUCGACUUCAGGAUGAGCUUCGACAUACCUUUCGGCAGCACACUGAGAUCGACGGUGAAUCAACGAAAUCAUUGACGUAUCUAAACGCAGUUAUUGAGGAGGGCAUGCGUGUAUUUGCUCCUGCUCCAUUUGGUCUGCCCAGAGUCAGCCCAGGGGCCGAGGUGACGGGAGAGUGGAUACCAAAAGGGACUGUUAUUUCCACCGCAGCACAUGUAACUUCUCGUGACGAGAGAUGGUUUUACAAAGCCAAGGAAUUCCAUCCAGAGAGAUGGCUAUCUCACGAGCACCAUACUAUGAGCCUGUCUUCUCCAAUGACCGGAAAGAGGCUUCCAAGCCCUUUUCUUUUGGCUCACGAUCCUGCAUUGGCAUUCACCUAUCAUAUAUGGAGAUUCGAAUUUGUGUUGCUAAAUUGGCUUGGAGCUUUGAUUGGAAACAGGUGA
This is a messenger RNA of Colletotrichum aenigma, 486 nucleotides long. It is a transcript of the gene BOA3-0, whose product is annotated as Cytochrome P450 monooxygenase BOA3. Gene Ontology annotation, molecular function: oxidoreductase activity, acting on paired donors, with incorporation or reduction of molecular oxygen; monooxygenase activity; iron ion binding. The coding region runs from base 1 to 486 and encodes 161 amino acids. NCBI's taxonomy places the organism in Eukaryota, Fungi, Ascomycota, Sordariomycetes, Glomerellales, Glomerellaceae. The transcript is spliced from 2 exons. The record is from RefSeq and is a predicted model, not a curated record.